AUGGUUGGAUAGUUGCCCGAUCCUUCAAAAUAUCCUGUACCUUAUUGGUCUCCUCUUUGUUUCCGUUUGCACCUCUCCUCUAGCGUUGGUCUCGUCGAGAAGAGAAUUGACCACUGGCCAUUUUACAAACAUAAUUUUAAAAUAUUAGGUCUAUAGUAACGUAUAGGUAGACAUGGACGACUUUGAUAUGCUCAGCGCACCACAGUCGAAUGCUGGUAAUGGUGUUGGGACUGAAGAAGAUCCCGCUGCCGCUUUCUUGGCCCAGCAAGAAAGUGAGAUCGCGGGGAUUGAGAACGAUGAAGGGUUCAGCAUCCUGGACAGCGGAGAUGUCCCCUCUUCUCUCAGCAAUAAUCUCACAGGAGAUCAGGAUGCCACUGGUGGAGCAGUGAAUGGAGAUGUACAUGAGGAGAGUAAUGGUCCAUCUGAUGCUUAUGCAGCCAUUUCCAGCGCUGACCGCUUGCAGGCUGAGCCAGAGAGUCUGCGCAAGUGGAGGGAGGAGCAGAGAGACCGUCUGGAGCUUUUGGAUGCCAACUCUCGUAAACAGGAGACGGAGUGGAAGGAGAAGGCCAAGGUGGAGCUAGAGGACUGGCACACACGGCAGGAGGAGCAGCUGGCAAAGACCAAAGUCAACAACAGGGUGUUGGAUGAAGAUUUCUACAAACAGCCCUUCUCUGAGCUCAUUGGUUAUGUCACACACAUUAACCAUCCUUGCUACCGCCUAGACCAGGCGGCGGAGGAGGCCAUGGUGUCUGACCUAGACGAGAACAACCCAGGAACAGAGUGGGAGCGCGUGGCACGCCUCUGUGACUUCAACCCCAAGUCAAGCAAGCAGGCCAAAGAUGUAUCUCGCAUGCGCUCUGUUCUCAUCUCUCUCAAGCAGUCACCCCUUGUCCGUUAGGCCUACUGGUAUGGGGAAGAGAGAGAUAGAGAGAGGGAGGGGGAAAGAUGAAGAAAGAGCUACUGAUCCUGAACUUCAGCAGCCACGAGGACAACACUACCAUUCCACAGUGCACCAUGUAAAACCUCCUUGUGGCUGUUGUUUAAUACAUUUCAACCCUAUUUCAAGUCCCGUUGUUUCAAAGAAGAAAGUGUUGAGUUAUUUUUUGAAUGUGUUUGUUUAGUCUUCAAAGGACCAAACGUCAUCAUGUGUUUUGUUUUUUGUUUAUUUUAUUUUUUUCAUUCCCAUAGAGCUGGCGUGUUUGUAUUGUGACCUAUGAAUCUAUGCAUUUCUCCUCGACCUCUCCAGGAAUCGGUUAAUAAACAUGACCUGUCUGUUUGUCUGUAUACAUACAGUGUGUAUCAGUGUGGGUAUCUUUGUACAUAAAAAAUACUGACUCCCAUGUAUACAUAAGUAAGAGGACAGAAAUAGUUAAAAGGUAAUUGUCUUAAAAGCAGAGCUAACCUGUCUUAUUGCAUCACGUAUCAUCCUCUAUUUGAAUAUCAUUAAAAGUAUAUGGAACUUCA
This is a messenger RNA of Alosa sapidissima (American shad), 1464 nucleotides long. RefSeq names its product clathrin, light chain A (gene clta). Gene Ontology annotation, biological process: intracellular protein transport; clathrin-dependent endocytosis; clathrin coat assembly. The record is from RefSeq and is a predicted model, not a curated record. The transcript is spliced from 7 exons. Gene Ontology annotation, cellular component: plasma membrane; synaptic vesicle membrane; clathrin coat of coated pit. The coding region runs from base 173 to 898 and encodes 241 amino acids. Gene Ontology annotation, molecular function: clathrin heavy chain binding; structural molecule activity. Lineage: Eukaryota; Metazoa; Chordata; Actinopteri; Clupeiformes; Clupeidae.